CACCUGGCCCGGACCACCCCGGCCCGCCGCGCCGUCAACAAAGUGGUGUACGAUGAUCACGAGAGCGAGGACGACGACGAGGAGGAGGACAUGGUCUCGGAGGAGGACGAGGAGGAGGAAGAGGACGGCGACGCCGAGGAGACCCAGGAUUCCGAGGACGAGGAGGAAGAUGACAUGGAGGAGGACGACGAUGACUCCGAUUAUCCGGAGGAGAUGGAAGACGACGACGACGACGCCAGUUACUGCACGGAAAGCAGCUUCAGGAGCCACAGCACAUACAGCAGCACUCCAGGUAGGCGAAAACCAAGAGUACAUCGGCCUCGCUCCCCAAUAUUAGAAGAAAAAGACAUCCCACCCCUUGAAUUUCCGAAGUCCUCCGAGGAUUUAAUGGUGCCUAAUGAGCAUAUAAUGAACGUCAUUGCCAUUUACGAGGUCGUGCGGAACUUUGGCAGUGUGUUGAGGUUGUCCCCUUUUUGCUUUGAGGACUUCUGCGCAGCUCUGGUCAGCCAAGAGCAGUGCACACUCAUGGCCGAGAUGCACGUGGCGCUUCUCAAAGCGGUUCUGCGCGAAGAGGAUACAUCCAACACCACCUUCGGCCCUGCCGAUCUGAAAGACAGUGUCAACUCCACCCUGUAUUUCAUCGACGGGAUGACGUGGCCAGAGGUCCUGCGGGUGUACUGUGAGAGUGAUAAGGAGUACCAUCAUGUUCUUCCUUACCAGGAGGCAGAGGACUAUCCAUAUGGACCAGUGGAGAACAAAAUCAAAGUUCUGCAGUUUCUAGUUGAUCAGUUCCUGACGACCAAUAUUGCUCGGGAGGAGCUGAUGUCUGAAGGGGUGAUCCAGUACGAUGACCAUUGUAGGGUCUGUCACAAACUGGGAGAUUUACUGUGCUGUGAGACAUGCUCAGCUGUAUACCAUUUAGAAUGUGUGAAGCCACCUCUUGAAGAGGUGCCGGAGGACGAGUGGCAGUGUGAGGUCUGUGUCGCACACAAGGUGCCUGGUGUGACUGACUGUGUUGCUGAAGUCCAAAAGAAUAAACCGUAUGUUCGACAUGAGCCUAUUGGGUAUGACAGAAGCCGGAGGAAAUACUGGUUCUUAAACCGAAGACUCAUAAUAGAAGAAGACACAGAAAAUGAAAAUGAAAAGAAAGUUUGGUACUACAGUACAAAGGUCCAGCUUGCAGAAUUAAUAGACUGUCUAGACAAAGAUUACUGGGAAGCAGAACUGUGCAAGGUUCUAGAAGAGACUCGAGAAGAGAUGCACCAGCACAUGGACAUAACGGAAGACCUGACCAACAAAGCUCGGGGCAGCAACAAAUCCUUUCUAGCGGCAGCUAACGAAGAAAUUUUGGACUCCUUAAGAAUCAAAAGAGGGGAAGAUAUUGACUGUGACCCGAGCCCGGAAGAAACGGAAAAAGACAAGAGUGAGGUUGAAGCUGACAACUCUAAGGAUGCUGAGAAGAGCAAGGAGGAGUCGGAGGACCAGUCCCUUGAGAAGGACAGGGAUGACAAAGUCCUGGGUGAAGAGCCUGGGCAAGGAAAACCUGAGGAGCCAACAGAAGUUGGGGAUAGAGGUAACUCUGUGCCAGCAAAUCUUGGGGACAACACAACUAAUGCCUCUCCAGAAGAGACUAGUCCCUGUGAAGGGAGGAGCCCCGAGGGCUGUCUCUCAGAAACCCAUGAGAGCAGCAACAUGGCAGAGAAGAAGGUGGCAUCUGAGCUCCCCCCGGAUGUACCAGAAGACUCUAACAAGACAUGUGACAGCAGUAACACUAGUGCUACCACUGCCUCCAUCCAGCCUAAUCUGGAAACCAGUAACAGCAGCAGUGAACUCACUUCCUCCCAGAGUGACUCUGCUAAGGCAGCCGAUGACCCUGACCUUGGAGAGAGAGACUCCCACACACCUGUCUCUGGUCAAGAAGAGAUAGGUGAUUUCAGAUUGGAGAAGUCUAACGGAGAGAUGGCCGAGUCCCCUGGAGCUGGCCGAGGGACGACCGCUUCCACCCGCAUCAUCACCAGAUUGCGGAACCCAGAUAGCAAACUCAGUCAGCUGAAGAGUCAGCAGGUGGCAGCCGCAGCCCAUGAAGCAAAUAAACUGUUUAAGGAGGGCAAAGAGGUGCUGGUAGUUAACUCCCAAGGAGAAGUUUCACGGUUGAGCACCAAAAAGGAAGUGGUCAUGAAAGGGAGCAUCAACAAUUAUUUUAAGCUGGGACAAGAAGGGAAGUAUCGCGUCUAUCACAAUCAGUACUCUACCAACUCCUUUGCCCUGAAUAAGCACCAGCACAGGGAAGACCAUGACAAGAGGAGGCACCUGGCACAUAAAUUCUGUCUCACUCCAGCCGGGGAGUUCAAAUGGAAUGGAUCUGUUCAUGGCUCCAAAGUCCUUACCAUAUCUACGCUGAGACUCACCAUCACGCAGCUAGAAAGCAACAUCCCUUCAUCCUUUCUUCAUCCCAAUUGGGCUUCACACAGGGCUAAUUGGAUCAAGGCCGUUCAGAUGUGUAGUAAACCCAGAGAGUUUGCAUUGGCUCUUGCAAUUUUGGAGUGUGCUGUUAAGCCUGUUGUGAUGCUGCCAAUAUGGCGGGAGUCUUUAGGACACACCAGGUUACAUAGGAUGACAUCAAUUGAAAGGGAAGAAAAAGAGAAGGUUAAAAAGAAGGAGAAGAAACAGGAGGAGGAGGAGACCAUGCAGCAGGCCACCUGGGUGAAAUACACGUUUCCAGUGAAGCAUCAGGUUUGGAAACAAAAAGGAGAGGAGUACAGAGUGACAGGGUACGGCGGCUGGAGCUGGAUUAGUAAAACACACGUUUAUAGGUUUCUUCCCAAAUUACCAGGCAAUACCAAUGUGAACUACAGGAAGCCCCUGGUAGGAGCCAAAAAUAAUACAGAUGAAAAUAAGGAUGAAUCAGAUAAAAGAAAAAGUCCACGAAGUCCAAAAAAAAUGAAGACAGAAUGUGAUUCUGAGAAAGGUGAGGCAAAAGAUGCAGAAGCUGCAGCCGGAGCAGAUGAAAGUGCAAUGGAACUAUCUAAGGUGUCUGAGAAGAAGGACCAAGAUGUCAAAGAAGUUUUAGAUUCUGAUAAUGACAAAUCGUUGAAGGAAGAACCAAUGGAGAUAGAUGAUACUGUCAGAACAGAGUCCCAUAUAAACUGUCAGGAGCAUACUCAAGUGGAUGUGGUCAAUGUCAGUGAAGGGUUCCAUCUAAGGACUAGUUACAAAAAAAAAACAAAAUCUUCUAAGCUGGACGGGCUCCUGGAAAGGCGGAUUCGACAGUUCACACUGGAAGAGAAGCAGCGCCUUGAAAAGUUGAAACUGGAGAGUGGGGUGAAGGGAGUAGGCAAGCCCCUCACCAGUGCUCUGAAAAGCCCCUCUGAAUCAGCAGUAACUGCAAAGGCCAGCGAAGGGUGUCAGGGUGACUGGCUCAGACAGGAACAAAGCCCCAGUCCGAGCCAGGCUAGCCCUGGGGACUCGGGACAGAGGUGCUCACAAAGUGAUCCUAGUCUGAGCACAAACAAACUCUACCAAAAAGAUCAAGUGUCAGAUGAUGCCUCUGUUCAGAGUUCGGGGCCAAACUGUCAGAGACUGAACUCUGCUGAAAGUGCCCUAGAUGCCAGUAUCUCUGAGCCUGCCAGUAAGGGAUUGGCACUAAGUCAAACUAAAACCCAAGGAAGUGACUUUAUCAUUGACGACGGUAAACCAACCAGUGCAGAGGAUGUUGGCACUUUGACCUCUAAGAGCAAAAAGCCACUCCCACAGGAAGAUAGCAGCACAACCGUGCCUUCUUCCAAGAGUACUGUACCAGCAUCAGUACCUAAAAGUACCAGUGACAGAGAUGCCCGGCCCUUCCCCAAAGCAAUGGACUUUGGUGGGAAACCAGGUUGUGACUCUGAAUAUAAUAGCACUUUGGAAAACAGUUCUGAUACCACGUCUAUUCAAGAUAGCAGUGAAGAAGAUAUGAUUGUUCAGAAUAGCAAUGAGUGUAUCUCUGAGCAGUUGAUAACUCCAGACCAAGGCAUGGAGAGUUCGGAGCCGUCAAAAUGUGAGUUAGUUCCUAAAUCCACUGAAAAUUGUGAAGAUAAACUACAGGGUAAGGUAACUGAAGCAAAUGGUAAAAAAACAGGUCAGCACCAAAAGCUAGAUGAGAGACCAGUUAACAAAUGCACUGACCAAAUAAGUCUAAAACAUACCACUGACAGAAAGAAUAAUGACAAUCGAGAGUCUGAAAAGAAAGGACAUAAGGCAAAUAAAUUUCAGAUAAAUGGCAAAGACAGUAAAGCUAAGGGGUUCCUGAAGGGGCAGUGCCUGAAGGACGGCUCUGAAGGUAAAGUUGUGAGCGGUCCUGCUGAACCAAAGGUCAAUAAUAUCAGUAAAGUCAUCCCUGGGAACAUCAAGUCACUGGCUGUUAAGGAAUCUGCCGUGAAGCCAUUUGUUAACGGUGACAUCAUCAUGGAAGAUUUCAAUGAACAAAACACUUCUGAAACCAACUCACAUUCGCUGAGUUCUUUAGAUGCCAAAGGUAAUCACCAAGACAGCCUCCAUACCCUACCGUCUACCAAAGAGUCAGACAGUACCCAGGUAACCAUACGCCCAGCCACUUGUCCAGAAAGCAACUCAUUUAAUCAGGUGGAAGAUAUGGAAACAGAGAGUCCAGAGGUUAAGAAGGUUACCCCAUCUCCUGUUACUUCUGAAGAGAUGUCUAACCUUAGUAAUGACUUCAUGGAUGAAAAUGGUCUGCCCUCCAGCAAAGACGAGAAUGUCAAUGGAGAAUCCAAAAGGAAAACAAUCAUCACAGAAGUCACCACGAUGACAUCCACAGUUGCUACAGAGUCAAAAACUGUCAUUAAGGUAGCAAAGGGGGACAAGCAAACUGUGGUUUCUUCCACAGAAAAUUGUGCCAGAUCCACUGUCACAACUACCACCACCACUGUGACAAAGCUCUCCACACCUUGCCCAGACACUGGAAUGGACACCAUCUCUGUAAAGGAGCAAAGCAAAACUGUGGUGACCACGACAGUGACGGACUCCCUGACCACUGCAGGAAGCACGCUGGUGACCUCUAUGACCGUGAGCAAAGAAUACUCCACAAGAGACAAGGUGAAACUGAUGAAGUUCUCAAGACCCAAGAAGACCCGUUCAGGAACAGCCCUGCCGUCCUAUAGGAAGUUUGUUACCAAGAGCAGCAAAAAGAGCAUUUUCGUGCUGCCCAAUGAUGACUUGAAAAAGCUGGCCAGAAAAGGAGGGAUCCGGGAAGUCCCUUACUUUAAUUAUAAUGCAAAACCUGCCCUGGACAUAUGGCCAUAUCCUUCUCCUAGACCAACCUUUGGUAUCACGUGGAGGUAUAGACUCCAGACAGUCAAGUCCUUAGCAGGAGUGAGCCUGAUGUUACGGUUACUAUGGGCCAGUUUGAGAUGGGAUGACAUGGCAGCCAAGGCUCCUCCAGGAGGAGGGACCACACGGACAGAGACAUCUGAAACUGAAAUCACAACCACAGAAAUAAUUAAGAGGCGUGAUGUGGGUCCUUACGGCAUUCGUUCUGAAUAUUGUAUUAGGAAGAUUAUUUGCCCUAUUGGAGUUCCAGAAGCACCAAAAGAAACACCCACACCUCAGCGGAAAGGCCUUAGAUCAAGUGCACUGCGGCCAAAGAGACCUGAAACACCCAAGCAGACCGGCCCUGUUAUUAUUGAAACCUGGGUGGCAGAAGAGGAGUUGGAACUCUGGGAGAUCAGGGCUUUUGCUGAGAGAGUGGAGAAAGAAAAGGCUCAGGCGGUGGAGCAGCAGGCUAAGAAACGUUUGGAGCAACAGAAGCCUGCGGUCAUUGCCACGUCUACCACAUCCCCACCAAACAGCACAAGCAGCACCGUCUCUCCAGCUCAGAAGGUGAUGGUGGCUCCCUUGAGUGGUUCUGUCACCCCUGGGACGAAGAUGGUGCUAGCCACCAAAGUUGGGUCUCCUGCCACAGUUACAUUCCAGCAAAACAAGAACUUCCACCAAACCUUUGCCACGUGGGUGAAGCAAGGCCAAUCCAACUCAGCCACCAGCACAGCUGCCACCUCUGCUACAACCAUUGCCAGCACAGGUCAGACGUUCCAAAUUACAGGCAAUCCCGUCACUAUGGCAGGAAAAGUAAUUACCAAACUGCCACUUCCUGCAAACAGCAAGAUUGUCGCUGUAAAUGUGCCAGCAACACAAGGAGGCGUGGUCCAGGUACAGCAGAAAGUCCUGGGUAUCAUUCCAUCGACAACAGGUCCAAGUCAGCAAACCUUGACUUCAUUCCAGCCCAGGACUGCAACAGUCACAAUUAGGCCCAAUACCUCAGCCUCUGCAGGAACCACUACCACGUCACAGGUACUCACGGGGCCUCCGAUCCGUCCUGGUAUGACUGUGAUUAGAACACCACUCCAGCAGUCCACACUAGGAAAGACAAUUAUUCGAACCCCUGUGAUGGUGCAGCCAGGUGCUCCCCAACAAGUGGUGACUCAGAUCAUCCGAGGACAGCCUGUUUCCACUGCCAUUUCUGCUCCAAGUACGGCUUCUUCAGCGCCCGGGCAAAAAGGUUUAAGUCCAGGAGCACCAGCUGGAACUCUACAGCCUGCAGCCCCACAACCCCCUCGUCCCCAGCAAGGGCAGGUGAAGCUCACCAUGGCUCAGCUCACUCAGUUAACACAGGGCCACGGUGGCAACCAAGGUUUAACAGUAGUAAUUCAAGGACAAGGUCAAACUACUGGACAGUUGCAGUUGAUACCUCAGGGGAUGACCGUCCUUCCAGGACCAGGGCAACAGCUCAUGCAAGCUGCAAUGCCCAAUGGUACCGUGCAGCGAUUCCUCUUUACCCCGCUGUCAACAACGGCCACGACCGCCAGCAGCAGCACAACCACUGCUUCUGCAGCAGCAGCAGCAGCAGCAACAGCAGCAGCAGCAGCAGCAGCAGCAGCAGGUUCCGGGGAACAAAAACAGAGUAAAUUGUCGCCCCAGCCCCAGGUCCAACCAGCCACAACCAUGGUGCCCACUCAGUCGUCAAGUGUGAGUCCUGCAGAAGCCCAGCCACAGACUCCUCAGCCUGCAGCACAGCCCCAGCCCCAGCCCCAGUCCCCAGCUCAGCCUGAAGUCCAGAACCAGCCAGCUGUCUCGGCCCAUGUCCCUUCUGAAGCACAGGCCUCCCAGACACAGUCAUCUAAACCCCAGCAACAGUGUCAGCCUCAGAGCAGUGUCCAAGGACAGUCUCCUGUUCGUGUCCAGAGCCCACCACUGACUCGGAUACGUCCAUCAACUCCAUCCCAAGUGACUCCUGCCCAGCAACCCCAGGUUCAGACUACAACCUCACAGCCGGUUCCAAUCCCGCCCCCCACAUCUCUGCAGACACCUUCCCAGGGCCAGCCACAGCCCCAGCCCCAGGUGGUGAUGAAGCAUAAUGCUGUAAUAGAACAUUUAAAACAGAAAAAGACCAUGACUCCAGCUGAACGAGAAGAAAAUCAAAGAAUGAUUGUGUGUAACCAGGUGAUGAAGUAUAUUCUGGAUAAGAUAGAUAAAGAAGAAAAGCAGGCGGCGAAGAAGCGCAAGCGCGAGGAGAGCGUGGAGCAGAAGCGGAGCAAGCAGAACGCCAGCAAGCUCUCUGCUCUGCUCUUCAAACACAAGGAGCAGCUCAAAGCCGAGAUCCUGAAAAAGAGGGCCCUCCUGGACAAAGAGCUGCAGAUCCAAGUGCAGGAAGAGCUGAAGAGAGACCUGAAAAUGAAGAAGGAGAAAGAUAUGGCCCAGGUAGUACCGGUCGGUGCUGCGGCAGUGUCCACACCCUCAGCGCCAGCGCCAGUGCCAGCACCACCACCGGCAGCCCCUGCAGCUCCUCCUCCUCCUCCUUCGCCUCCCUUGGCACACAGCCUGCCGCCUGCAGGCCACCCCGCAGCUCCACUGCCUGUCGCUUCCCAGAAGAGGAAGCGGGAGGAGGAGAAGGACUCCAAGUCCAAGAAGAAGAAGAUGAUCUCUACCACCUCAAAGGAGGCCAAGAAGGACACCAGGCUGUACUGCAUCUGCAAGACACCGUACGACGAGUCCAAGUUCUAUAUUGGCUGUGAUCUUUGUACUAACUGGUAUCAUGGAGAAUGUGUUGGCAUCACAGAAAAGGAGGCUAAGAAAAUGGAUGUGUACAUCUGUAAUGAUUGUAAGCGGGCACAAGAGGGCAGCAGUGAGGAAUUGUACUGUAUCUGCAGGACACCUUAUGAUGAGUCACAAUUUUAUAUUGGCUGCGAUCGAUGUCAGAAUUGGUACCACGGGCGCUGUGUUGGCAUCUUACAGAGUGAGGCAGAGCUCAUUGAUGAGUAUGUCUGUCCACAGUGCCAGUCGACAGAGGAUGCCAUGACAGUGCUCACACCACUGACAGAGAAGGAUUACGAGGGCUUGAAGAGGGUGCUGCGCUCCUUACAGGCCCAUAAGAUGGCUUGGCCUUUCCUUGAACCGGUAGACCCCAAUGAUGCACCCGAUUAUUACGGGGUUAUUAAAGAGCCAAUGGACCUUGCCACAAUGGAAGAAAGGAUACAAAAGCGUUACUAUGAAAAGCUGACAGAGUUCGUGGCAGAUAUGACCAAAAUUUUUGAUAACUGCCGGUACUACAACCCCAGCGACUCCCCCUUUUACCAGUGCGCAGAAGUUCUGGAGUCGUUCUUUGUACAGAAACUAAAAGGAUUCAAGGCUAGCAGAUUGUGAUAUCUUUAGUCUGAAUUUUUAACUGGAAUCAGAACUGGAUGUUUGGGUCACUGUUUAUUGUACCACGUGAUUGCCUAAUUCAAAAUUCCCCUCCCAAAAGUUGAAACUAGUUAAUAUAAUUUUUUAAUGUUAAAUACAGAUGUGUAGAUACGUGAAAACUUUAUUCUGGCAGCCAUGUUGGACAAUGUGUUUAAAGAAUUGUGAAUGCUCGGGAUGCCGUACCUACCUGCUAUUGCAAUAUAAAGUGCUGAGUCAGCCCUGCUACCUGUACAGUAAUUUGGUUACUAACAGAGUUGUGAAUGAAACUGUGAAAAGAAAAGGACUUUCUGGACUUCAGUUGAAAAAUGUGAUGUUAAUAUUGCUCCUGUCUUCUGAUAGAACUUUCCAUUUCCUGCAUCACUGUAAAUAGACAGGCACACACACCUUUUAUUACAGUAAUGCUUCUGUAAAUGUCUUCGUCCCAUUUGUUGAAAAUGGUGUAAUCUUAAUAAACAAUAUAUAUUCACUUAUAUAUACAUAUAUUUUUAAACAUUGGCUUUUUCCAGCGAGCUACUAUGUUUACUGUACAGUGAAAAGUUUUAAUACUAUAGCUUAAAGAUUUCUUAAUUGUUAAUUUUCUUAUAAUGCUUGCCAAGGGUGAGUGAACGAGCAGGGCUGCUUCCCCAGACUGGCCUUGGCAUCCACAUAGAGUAUCAUUGUCUCAGAAAUGAAGGGUGCUUAAUUGUCCCCUUUUCUGUAUUCUGUAGGUCUCAUAACAACAAGCUGCAGUCUGCCGCUCCUUAGAGCUCAGCGUGUCACUAAGCGAGACACAGUGAGAGUCUGGUGGUCUGAACUAUUUAAAUUAAAGCGCCAGAUGUUUUCAGUCAGGCUAUCCUGACAAGACUUGACCGUAACCUCGUUCCUAUUGGUCACAACAGUCCAAUUGUAUUCUUGGCCAAUUUUGUCCAACGGACAAAGGAAAAGCAAAGUCCACGGCACCAUUGUCUUGUCAAGAGCAAAUGGCUUUACUGUUGUGGCAGAAGCAGGAAACUUUUGUUUAUUGAAAAAAAAAGAAAAAGCAAGAAAAAAAAAGAUACUAUGGGGUCAAGUGUAACUCCGUGGAAAUGCCACGUCUGCUCUUCAGUGAAGAAGCUGCUUAGAGUCACAGAAACCUUUCUGACUGUAUUUAUUUAUUGUUGCAAAAAAGACGCUUUUUUAUUGCUGCCCUCAUUUGUCAGCUAAUUAUUUUUUCUUAUAAAUUCCAGCCCUGGUUACAUGUAUCCAUCCUAUAUCUUAUCAUGAUUCCUGUAGGUGAAGUACAAGGCGACCUCUAGAUGUCUUUUCUUUCUAUGAAAGGAGCUGCU
Messenger RNA from Peromyscus maniculatus bairdii (prairie deer mouse), 10034 nucleotides. RefSeq names its product bromodomain PHD finger transcription factor (gene Bptf). Lineage: Eukaryota; Metazoa; Chordata; Mammalia; Rodentia; Cricetidae. Gene Ontology annotation, biological process: regulation of transcription by RNA polymerase II. Gene Ontology annotation, molecular function: RNA polymerase II cis-regulatory region sequence-specific DNA binding. Gene Ontology annotation, cellular component: NURF complex. The record is from RefSeq and is a predicted model, not a curated record.